Messenger RNA from Rotaria sp. Silwood2, 849 nucleotides. The record is from the annotation of a GenBank genome assembly. Lineage: Eukaryota; Metazoa; Rotifera; Eurotatoria; Philodinida; Philodinidae.
AUGUUAGGAGAAGGAGAAAAAAAAGAAGCUGUUGAUCCCUUUUCAAAAAGUAAGCUAUUUUCUGAGAAAUCAAAGCAAGCAAGUGUUUCGAAUUUUAUUCUUGCUGAAUAUGUCAAUGAAAUGGAUUUAGGCGGAGCCAUGUUUUGGGCAAUGGAUUUAGAUGAUUUUCGUGGUGAAAAGUGUGGUGAAGGAAAAUUCCCAUUAAUUAAUACAGCGAAAGAUAUUGUCAAUGGAAAAGCACCAUCAACCAGAUCAACAACAACCCGUACUACACCUACAACUACUCCAAAACCUGAUCAAUCAGAUACGGCAGCAUUGUAUUGUCAAUAUUGUAAUUAUUAUGAAUGUCUAACAACACCUAGUGGCAAACAGAUAACGGUAUCACGAACAUGUCCUACACCACUUAUUUAUUCUGAAGAUAAAAAGAAAUGUGUUAAAGAAAAAGAAUUAAGUGAUGUUCAAAUAAAAUGCUCAACAAAAUCGAGACUUCUAACAACACCGAUAGCAUCAACUAAUUGUUGGGAUCCAUCAUCUUUCGUAACUGAUUCAAUGUGUCGUUUCUUUACAGAUUGUUCAAACAAACGUCGUUAUGAAUGCCCGCCUGAUUCAUCAUUUGCAUUGAGUGUAAAACGAUGUGUACCAAAACAAAAUGUUAAUCAACUUGACAAUUUACAACAAGAUGCAAUUCAGCAAUUGAUAAUGAACUAUAUGACAACUCCAGAACAAUCUUUAUUCAAUGAAAAUGAUUUAGAAUCAUUAUUGAAGCCGACAGUACAACGUCGUUUUUGUUGCAUGAGUCCAUUAAGUGGUCGAAAACGAUUCAUACGGGAUUUAGCACGAAAACAAUAA